AUGGUCGUGAUGCGAAUGCAGAACGUGAGUAAGGAACGCAGGGAAUUGUGGGACGCAGAUGCGCCACAGUCCAAGAACGCGGAUGUGCAGGUCGUCGCGAUGCUUAAGGGGCGCGCUCUUGGUAGUUGGGAGGCCGACCACGAGAGCGGGGAGCCGCGCUCGCUUGUUCUACUGCGAGCAUCACUGGUAUGCCACAAAGCCGUCAUUCACGUAGGCUCCCAGCUCGUCAGACUAAAGCUGCCUCUUAAUCUUGCGUUGAUUGAGCCGAUAUGGUCCUAA
Messenger RNA from Eimeria necatrix, 279 nucleotides. RefSeq lists its product as hypothetical. The transcript is spliced from 3 exons. Bases 1 to 279 code for a protein of 92 amino acids. The record is from RefSeq and is a predicted model, not a curated record. NCBI's taxonomy places the organism in Eukaryota, Apicomplexa, Conoidasida, Eucoccidiorida, Eimeriidae.